Halteromyces radiatus is the source of this 1994-nucleotide messenger RNA. RefSeq lists its product as uncharacterized. Gene Ontology annotation, molecular function: phospholipid binding; clathrin binding. NCBI's taxonomy places the organism in Eukaryota, Fungi, Mucoromycota, Mucoromycetes, Mucorales, Cunninghamellaceae. Gene Ontology annotation, biological process: actin filament organization; endocytosis. The record is from RefSeq and is a predicted model, not a curated record. The transcript is spliced from 10 exons. The coding region runs from base 103 to 1914 and encodes 603 amino acids. Gene Ontology annotation, cellular component: plasma membrane; endosome; clathrin vesicle coat.
CUCUUUUUUUUUUUUUCUUCAUCUAUAUUAUAGACGACCAAUUAGUCUUUCUCAUUUAUUUAUUUAUUUAUUAGCUAUAUUGAAUUACUCUUCUCCCCAAAUAUGGCUGGAAAAGGUGUUGUUCGUAGUUUGAAAAACUUUACAAAAGGUUUUAGUGAUGUUCAAAUAAAAGUACGUGAAGCUACUUCAAAUGAUGCUUGGGGUCCUAGUGGAACAUUAAUGAAUGAAAUUGCUCAGUUGACAUAUAAUCAACAUGAUUUUAUAGAGGUGAUGGAUAUGAUUGAUAAACGAUUGAACGACAAGGGCAAAAACUGGCGACAUGUAUUCAAGGCAUUGUUACUGUUGGAUUAUUGUCUACAUGUAGGAUCUGAAAAUGUGGUAUUAUAUGCUAAAGAAAAUGCUUAUGUUGUGAAAACUCUCAAAGAAUUUCAACAUAUUGAAGAAAAUGGAAAAGAUGUUGGUGCCAAUGUUCGGCAAAAAGCCAAGGAUAUCGCCAAUCUUUUACAAGAUGAUAAUCGAUUACGAGAUGAACGUAGACAACGACAACAAAUGCGUGAUCGGAUGGCAGGUGUUGGUGAUUACAUGGGUGAAAUUACAGGUGUAGACAAUAGAGCUGCAUAUCAAAAUGGUACCGAUGAUGAUCGUGAACUGAAAAAGGCAUUGGAAGAAAGUAAACGACAAGCAGCUGAAGAAGAACGGAAAAGACAACAGGGUGAAGAUGAUGAUUUAGCAAUAGCGUUACAACUCAGCGAACAGGAAGCCAGAGAAAAAGAACGUAAAGCAAAGGAACAAUCAACAAGCAAUGCAAACUUUGAUGCUCUUUUCAAUCCAUAUACUCAACAACAGCAACAGCAACAACAGCAACCAUUACAAAUUGCUUGGACUCAAGAUACUGGAGUACCAUUGGAUACCAAUAAUCAGUUUUUCAAUAACUCAAUAUCGAAUGGUGGAAAUUAUCAACCUGUUAACAAUCCAUACCUUCAACAACAACAACAACAACAACAACAACAACAACAACAACAACAACAACAACAACAACAACAAAUGUUCCAACCAAGUGGAUUCCAACAACCUCAAUUAACGGGUGCUCCUAAUGCAUUUGGUAAUUAUCCACAAACACAACAACAACAAGUAACAACAUUCAAUAACAUCAAUCAACAAACACCAUCACCUUUUCAUCCUUCUGUAUUUUCUAAUCAACAACAGCAACUUACACCAUUUAACAAUUCACCCUUUCAAACAGCUAUGCCCACUGGGUCUAGGAAUCCAUUCAGUCAAUCAGCAUCUCAAGGUAGUCGAGUAUUUACCGCAUUUGGACAACAAUCCUUAUCAACAGAAUCACCAAUCUUUGGACAAACAGCCACAACAUCGAGUACAAACAAUACUUUACCGGGAUUUGACGCAUUCAACACAUCUUCUAUAGAUGUAGGUUCCAGUACUAUUACUACUACUGCUACAACCACAACUAUUACAGCAACUUCUACUGACACCAAUACAUCCAUGCAUCCAUUCCAGUCAUCAAUAAUGAAUUCAGUUCCGUCUUCUCCUUCUUCUACUGCUGGACAGUCUCGACCUUUGGUGACCAAAACCGAUGAUGAUCCUCGUUAUGCAAAAUUGAAUUCCUUGCUUGGUUCAAGAGAAGAUGGAAUGGAUACUUUUGGAAAUACGGGAUCAUUAAGAGUUCCUUUCGGAACGGGAUUUGCAAAUAGUAUCAAACCCCAGGAAAAUGGGGAAAUGGCCAAAGCGGGAAAUGAUUCAGGUACAACAACAAGUCAAGGAUUUGAUAUGGCAUUUGGAUCAACAGUAGAAAACCAACCAAUGAAUCGCAAUCCUUUUGGAAUGUCUGGAACCAAUGAAAUCACUCAAUCAUCUAGUCCAUUCUUAUCAACACGAUCAUCACCAUUCAAUGUUUAAUUUACAAAAAAAAAAAAAAAGAUUAUAUAUUUUAUAGAUGGUUAUCAAGUUAUUUAUAGUAGAAAAUAAGUAGUUAUUCU